AUGGCCAAAUGCACUAAGUGCACGGAGGCCGAAACCCGAUCCCAGGAGUUUGAGCUAGAAACUCAAGCUGCUCAAGCCCGAUCCCGCGAGCAUGUCCUACGAGCUGAGAUCGCUGAAGUCGCAGCGCGAGAUGCCAAUUCUCGCGCUGAAAAACUUGCGCUGGAACUGAGAGGCAGUAAGGCGCAAGGCUUCGAGGUUGAAAGGCGAUUUUUCGAGACUAGGCGACGAGCUGUCGAGGCGGAGCGUGGAAAGGCCGAGGCUGAGAGACGAGCUCUCGAGGCCGAGCGGCGCCUGAGUGUCUUGAGGAAUUUCAAUUUUUCAGCCCCAGGGCUUCAACCUUGA
Penicillium samsonianum is the source of this 342-nucleotide messenger RNA. RefSeq lists its product as uncharacterized. The transcript has a single exon. The record is from RefSeq and is a predicted model, not a curated record. Bases 1 to 342 code for a protein of 113 amino acids. Lineage: Eukaryota; Fungi; Ascomycota; Eurotiomycetes; Eurotiales; Aspergillaceae.